AUGGCAUCGACGAUAUCAUGGCCGCUCGUUGUAUGGCAUAAUUUCAGUAAUCCGACCACGACAUGCGUCACUUGCAGCUAUCCAAACGUCUAUGCGGGACAAAGAGAUGGGCACAUUUGGGUGUACACUAUGCAUAAUGCUGAGCAGCUUCAGUACAAACUCUUGCUCGUGGGCCAUCGAGCGCCAAUCGCUGCACUCUGUGUCAUCAAGGGAGGACAACGAGCCAACGACCUAUCUGCCACAUCCGAUGAUAUCUUGGUCAGUGCUUCCGAAGAUGGUGAGAUCGCACAGUGGAAUGCUUCGGAUGGAAGAUGUCUUGGAGUCAAUGCAAAGGGCUUUUUGGGAGUGCCGACCGAUUUGAAGCUAUUCAGCCAGGCCAAGGAUCGAUACAUCUUUUGCAGCGGCCAAUCCAACGAGAUCAACAUUUUGAACGCGACAACGCUCGAGGUCGUUCGUGUUUGGGGUAGCCAUCCCAAUUGGGUCACAUGUGCUGAUUUCUAUGAUCCAGCUGCUAAAAGGUCAAGGCUGGUGACGGUUACCAUGGAUGGCAAAUUGGAUAUCUGGGACUUUGAUGUCGCGGGUCAAGUUAUUUUCAAAGAUCGAUCGUCCGAGAACCAGCCAAGGUUGAUCAAGGAAACCACAUCCGAUCGAGUGAUUGGGUUAAAGAGCUGUCCUUUCUAUCAUGGAUUAUGUAUGGUGCUUACGCGCAAGAAUGCAAUUAUCUUUGUAUUAAGGGACUCAGCCUUUGUGCCCGAAGUUACCAUCCCCACUGAACCUGGCACGAGCUGGUCUAGUGCCGAAUUCUGCAAAGGAAACAAGCUGCUGUUAUGGGCACAGAAUGGGAAGAUCUUUGAAUAUUACCUCAAACCGCCAGCUGGUGUUGAUCCUGGGAGAAUGGCACAAGAUGAAAAUCAAUUGUACUACAGUGUCUCGCUGAUGCACACUUAUUAUUUCGAUACCAAUGGUAAAAAAUGGGAUAUGGAUGAAGAGUAG
Lichtheimia ornata is the source of this 993-nucleotide messenger RNA. RefSeq lists its product as uncharacterized. The record is from RefSeq and is a predicted model, not a curated record. Gene Ontology annotation, cellular component: cytoplasm. The coding region runs from base 1 to 993 and encodes 330 amino acids. NCBI's taxonomy places the organism in Eukaryota, Fungi, Mucoromycota, Mucoromycetes, Mucorales, Lichtheimiaceae. Gene Ontology annotation, molecular function: protein binding. The transcript has 9 exons.